Molecule: messenger RNA, 1617 nt
Organism: Anolis carolinensis (green anole)
Lineage: Eukaryota; Metazoa; Chordata; Lepidosauria; Squamata; Anolidae
Product: cytoskeleton-associated protein 2-like
Exons: 4
Coding region: 72-938 (288 amino acids)
Cellular component (GO): mitotic spindle; cytosol; centrosome
Source: RefSeq, a predicted model, not a curated record
UCUUCUGCCUCCUUAGGAAGCUGCUGGAGGACUGGGUGGCGUCCCGAGGAAGGACCUACAAGAGGCCCCCCAUGCGCCCCGCUGCCCCGAAGCCUCCGAAGGCAAAGUCCAGCCUGAACCUCGCCUUCUGGGGCUCCUUGGAGGAGGAGGAGGAGAAAGAGGAAGCGGAGAAGGAGGAGCAGCACCUGGCCAACGAGAUCACACACACCUUGGCAGAGUGCCGGAAGCUGGCCGAAGAGGGCCUUCCUGAAGAGCAGAUCCUCGCAGCGCUGACCCGCAUCCCGCAAGUGGAGAGGUUUGCCCAGUUCUGGGUCUGCAAAGCCACGCUAGAGGCGCAGAGGGGCUCCUUGGACGUGGCAGGGCUCUACGAAGCCGCCCUCUCCGCUGGGGCCACGCCGCUGCAGGAGCUGCGAGAUGCUGUCACGGGUAUUUUGAAGAAUGUCAAGGCACCGUCCAGGGGUGAGCGUGCCAUGGGAUCCCUUUGCACGAGAGACCCGGAGCCUGUGAGCCCUUCUGGAGUGUGUUUCCCUUCGACCCCUGCAGCCAGCCCUGUUCCAGAGGAAGAUGUGGACCCUCCCCAGACUCCUCAGCAAAGCCCACCGUGGGCUAAGCCCUGCUCGGCCAUCAAGCUCCAGAUCCUUUCCCUGCCCAGGUCCAGCAAGCGAAGCCCUUGGCCAGAGGUGAGACUCCUGACCCCCGUGCGACGGUCCCUGCGCAUUGAAGGCGCCACCGCUUCCUACCCACAGAUGCUGAGGGACCACGACCCUGUCGUCUCCUCCCUGGAGGAAAUCGUGGCCGCAGACCACGGGAGCCAAUUCCUCUUCCGCAGCAACACAGCUCUGCCCAGAGCGGUGAGAGUGGCCGACUUUGUGACUGGACGGGCCACCUGUGGGCACAAUGCCACCCCGGCCACGACGAAAGCAUCAUUGCCACGUUGAGGAGUGUUCACACCACCUCCUUUCCUCCCAGCCUCCUUCUUUCUCUUUCUUUGUAAACAAGACUGGACCCACAGCAUUGUUCUCUGAAGCCCUUUUGGAAACAUGUCCGUCUUUAUUCUUCAAUCCAUCAAUCGGUGUGUUGUCAAAAACUUUCAUGGCCAGAAUCCCUGGGUUGCUGUGAGUUUUCCGUGCUGUCUGGCCAUGUUCCAGAAGCAUUGUCUCCCGACGUAUCGCCCACAUCAGCAACCCAAUCAAUCAGCCUUUAUUACAAGGAGGAAAAGUGCACAGCAGAUUCCUAAACUGAUGAGGCCCACUUAAGAACAGGAUGAGUUCAAUGCUAAAUGCAUACAAACAAGGAAAAAACACUGCAAAUCUAUACAAGGCAAGUUUCAGCCUGGGUUUAAUACAGGAAGUUGUCUUAUCCCGGCUACUUCAGAGAGAAACUUUGCAACAACCAGGGCCACAUGGUGGAAACUAUCACUAGUACAAACCUCACAUGAAAUUGGGCUGAUCAAAUCAGGGGGUAUUAUGAAAUUGUGGUGUUACGUUGGCCGUUUACUGCUACAUUUUGUUUCUGCACUUUGUGUAUUUUGCAUGUUGUAUCUUGAGUGCUCUGUGAGCCGCCCUGAAUCCCUCUGGGAGAUGGUGGCAAGGUACAAAUAAAAUAUUAUUAUUAUUA